AUGUCGUCUUGGAAGCGGAAGCGCGACGCAGAAGAUGUUAGAGAAAGUGGCGACGGUAGGGAUAAUGAAAAGAGCAAUACCGGAAACAGCUUCUUCGAUAUAUAUGGACCCGAAGCGAAAGCAGAACUCGAUUUCAAGAGCCCUGAAACAACAACAUUGAACUUACAAGAUGUUCAGGGACUUGUGACAUGGGUUCUUGCAGAAGAAGAAGGUUAUAUGCCAAAGCCCUCGUGGGUGUUUAUUAAGAAGAAGCCUCUCAUUCCAAAGGUUGUAAUGCUUUACCUUCCAGGGUUGGACGCAGCUUUAUACUUAUCACAGUCUAAAGCACUUGCUAGUUUGCAAUCGUGUUGUGGCAAUCCUAUAACACUUUUAGGUUUGAGCUCUGAAGUUGAUGACAUGAGGACUAUUGAUACAAUCCUUACUUGCAAGGUUAAAAAAAAGAAAACUGUACUUACGAGUUCAGUGGAACCACCACCUCCCCUUGUAUCUAGCCCAGAAGCAUGCAAUCUGUUCCCUGUUGCAUACUAUACUCUAAGUCCAAAGGAACUGGAACAAAAUGGAUACACUUUUGAACAAUUUGAUCAGCUUACCCCUACACUUGCUGCACCACCAGGAUCAUCUCACCAUGAAAUUGUGGCUCUUGAUUGCCAGAUGUGUAUUACAAAGGAGGGUUUGGAGUUAACAAGAGUGACACUGGUCGAUAUCCAAGGACAGGUUCUACUAGAUAAAUUAGUCAUGCCAACAAAUCCUAUCACUGAUUAUAACACAAGGUAUAGUGGAAUAACAGCUAUGAUGAUGGAAGGAGUUACAACGACUCUUGAAGAUAUCCAGCAAGAGUUCUUAAAGCUGGUUUUCAAAGAGACCAUAUUAGUCGGACACUCGUUGGAAAAUGACUUGUUUUCUUUGAAGAUCUCUCAUAAUCUGGUGAUUGACACUGCCGUACUAUACAAGCAUCCACAUGGUCCAUCUUAUAAAACUAAACGUCGAAUUCUAGCAGAAAAGUUUCUUGCUAGAGAGAUACAGCUGUCUGAAUCUGGAUAUGACAGCGUAGAGGAUGCAAAAGCAGCCAUGGAUUUGGCACUAUUGAAGAUAAAACAUGGACCUGAUUUUGGCUCCUCACAACCGGAAGUGAGAAGAAGAAACCUACUCGCCAUUUUGAGCGAGAGCGGGAAAUCUACUUGUAUGAUUGACAAUAUCAACAUUGUGAAGCGAUAUGCUUGUGAGUCAUCAUCAUCCAAUUCAAUUCCAGUUUCUUCUGACGACGAAGCACUUUCAAAGGCCAUGGAGGAGGUAAAGAACAAGCGGUCACAGUUCGUUUGGACACAGUUCUCAGAAUUGAAUACACAUUUCCAGAGCACGCAGAAACAAAAUUUCAGAAUAGCGGAGAUGAUCUCAUUGCUUACAUGUAACAACAACACGAGCCUCAAGGAAAAAAACAAUGUUUCACUUGAAACCAAGGAAAUCUUAAAGAAAAUGAACGAGAGAGUCCAAUCCCUUUACGACGCAUUACCGAACAAUGCGAUGUUUAUAGUUUGCACCGGACACGGAGACACAUCCUUUGUAGACAGAGUGAGGAAAAUGCUUAAAGAUGAGAAUGGCAUCGGGUUUGACCGUGAGAAAGUUGUCAAGUUUCUUGAUGAGCUUCAAGCACAAGCCGAAGUAGCUCUCUGUUUUGUUGGUAUCAAAGCAGUCGAUCUAGUGGAUCAAAGCUGUUCUAGAAAUCGCUAA
Molecule: messenger RNA, 1728 nt
Organism: Camelina sativa (false flax)
Lineage: Eukaryota; Viridiplantae; Streptophyta; Magnoliopsida; Brassicales; Brassicaceae
Source: RefSeq, a predicted model, not a curated record